AUGGAAGUACUUAACGAAAGGAACCUGCUGGUGAAAAAACAAGAAGAAGAAAAAAUAAGAAAGAGAGAGGAGGCGAUAUGUUUAGUGGCUGGAAUGAUAAUCGCUGCAGAGUCUAGUAAAGAGAAGAGGGAGGCACUUAUAGUUGAUCUUGUAUCCGAAGAAAUUCAAUGUCAAGAGAUGAUACGUGAAAAAGAGAAAUAUUUUAAAAAGAUGAAAGAGAAAGAUGAACUGAUGAAUGUUUUGGAUAAGCAGGUCUUGUUCAAUGAGGAGUGCAAAAGACGCUUUGUAGAAGAGGAUAGAGAUUUCACAGAAGCUGUUAUGAAACGAAUCCUUGAAGACGAAAGGUUAGAAAGGUCUACACUAGAAGCAAGAAAACGAAAAUCGUUAAUAUAUCGAGAAGAAUUACAAAGACUCAUAGAGAAUAAAAAGUUGUUUAGAGAUAAGGAAAUUAUCCGAAUUCAAGAGGAAGUCGAAUCUGAACAGCUACAGAAGACAUUAAUGAUGAAAAGUAUCAGAGAUGAGAGAAUUUCUUUAUUGGAACAUCACAUGAAGAGUGUAGCUGAGUUCAUUAAUAAGAGUGGAUUAACUAAAGAAGAGCAGAAUAUUCUUGCUUCGCAUUUAAAGAGUCUAGAAGAAUCUUCAGUUUCAUAA
Molecule: messenger RNA, 651 nt
Organism: Leptopilina boulardi
Lineage: Eukaryota; Metazoa; Arthropoda; Insecta; Hymenoptera; Figitidae
Product: meiosis-specific nuclear structural protein 1-like
Exons: 1
Coding region: 1-651 (216 amino acids)
Biological process (GO): cilium organization
Cellular component (GO): motile cilium
Source: RefSeq, a predicted model, not a curated record